AUGUCAACGAAAAAAUUGGUUAUGAUCUGCAUUGUCAAAUCACUACAAAAUAAGGACCGCGACCAAUCUGGAAAAUUCAGGCACCAUCAUAAUCAUCAAGAAGAAAAUUGGGGACAUUUUUUCACCGCACGUCUAGAAAAUUAUAGGAAUCGUCAAGAAGCUGCCAAAGGAUUUGACGAUGACCUUGAAUUUUGUCCUUCGUUGUCAGCAGAAGAGCUUGCCGAAAUUCGUCGUCAAGUUUCUCAAUUUGUCUCAAAUGGCCAAUCGAAACCAAAUACGACGCCACCACAACAUAAGCGACCCAUACCAAUUAUUGACCCAACGAACAAAACUCCUCUUAAUAUAAUUCCUUUAAAAUCAUCAAACUCAUCCGCUUCUGCGACGUCACAAGUUUCGAUGCCAUCUUUUUUCUCACGUCCUGAAUCCCCAUUUUCUUAUGGCGGUAAUUAUUCACCAACAAUGACAUAUCAAUCCCUGACGACUCCAACUAAAGUGACAAAAUCAAUACCGAUUAUCGACCCUAGUAGUGGGAAUAUCGUUAACAUGCCCAAUGGUAGUUCGAGUAAUACUAACAACGGUAAUAACACUAGUUUUGAAAGUUUCUACAAUGACAUUUCAGUGCG
This is a messenger RNA of Dentiscutata erythropus, 623 nucleotides long. The record is from the annotation of a GenBank genome assembly. Lineage: Eukaryota; Fungi; Glomeromycota; Glomeromycetes; Diversisporales; Gigasporaceae.